Messenger RNA from Gorilla gorilla gorilla (western lowland gorilla), 569 nucleotides. Its product is annotated as scavenger receptor cysteine-rich domain-containing protein SCART1-like. Lineage: Eukaryota; Metazoa; Chordata; Mammalia; Primates; Hominidae. The coding region runs from base 33 to 569 and encodes 178 amino acids. The record is from RefSeq and is a predicted model, not a curated record. The transcript has 2 exons. Gene Ontology annotation, cellular component: membrane.
CCUGGGGAGCGGCAGCAGCAGAUUGGCCAGGCAUGGCAUUGUUCCCUCUGGGGCUGUGGCCCCUGCUCCUGGACUGCUGGACCCUCCCUCCAGCUCCCGCUGCAGACUCCCUGGCCCUGGUGAGGGGUGGAAACCGCUGCGAGGGCCUCCUGCAGGUGCAGUCCCUGGGGCAGCAGGGCCUGGUGUGUGGGGACCGCUGGGGCCUGCGGGAGGCAUCUGUGAUUUGCAGGCAGCUGGGCUGCGGUCGUGCCCUCUAUGUCCCCACAUACGUGGUGUGGCCCCAGGAGGCCCAGCAGUCCUUGCUGCAGGGCGUGCAGUGCCAGGGUGUGGAGGCCUCGCUCUGGGACUGCUCCCUGGGGAAGUGGGGGUCGCCGCACGGCUGUGAGUGUGAGUGCAUCGGUGCAGUCCACUGCUCAGGUAGGACGGGUGCCCCGGGAGCCACUUCUGCCAGUCUGUGGCCCUGUCCCCACCCACGAUCUUCACUUUGGGGAGGAGGGUUGUUGCCUGAGUCCCCCAGGGUGGAAGACAAGACCCUUCUUCCUGGGGUGCCUGUGACUCCAGUGCUGUGA